CUUCCAGUCCGGAAAGUUUGCCGGGUGAAGCGGCGUCCGGUCCGGUGAGCGUCGGUGUGCGUCGAACGUUUCUUUAGUUUCCAUUGCGGCUUUAGAUUCCGGACUUUGAUGUGGCGACUUUAAUUAAUCAAGUUUGGUUUGUUGGGGUUGUUGUGUUUAAUUAAAUUUGGUUAAAUGCAUCAAUGACGUGCAAAGCCUGCAUGUAGCUGCACGUCCUGUCACCAUCACACAACUAACCAUCACAAUUCUUUCACAGAAGAUGCUGGACCCAACAGACAUCCGUUCGAACGGCUGAUCACCACAGUACAUCAGCCAAAAACCCCCGAAAUGGCAUCAGUCACCGUCAACUGCACAACGCCCGCCUACGACGACAGAACCAUGGACGAUUCGAUACUGAACCAGAGCAACGCGGUCGAUCCGAAGCUGAUGGACCGGUAUCUCAUGAACAGGGCGAUAGACGAGCCGGCUUAUUCGACGUUGAUUGUGAUGUACAGCGUGCUCAUCGUUCUGGGGGCCCUUGGCAACACCCUUGUCAUAAUAUCUGUGGUGAGGAAGCCGGUGAUGCGAACGCCGAGGAACAUGUUCAUCGUCAACUUGGCGGUUGCUGAUCUGUUACUGUGCACGGUGACGAUGCCUUUGACUCUGAUGGAGAUACUGACGAAGUACUUUCCUCUUGGCGAUAACAUCUUCGUCUGUAAAAUGAUAGGGAUGCUGCAAGCCACCAGCACCUACGUUUCGACCAUAUCCAUCACUGCCAUCGCUUUGGACAGGUACCAGGUCAUAGUUUAUCCGACGAAAGAGAGUCUGCAGCUGUUCGGUGCACUUUUGAUCCUGCUGAUAAUAUGGAGUGUGGCAGUGGUGUUGGCACUUCCUUUGUUCGUAGUGAGGCACAUAAGCACGCACAACGUGAAAAUCGACAGUAACAAUUUAAGUUUGACCUUUUGUUACGAAAAUUGGCCGAUGGAACAUGGCAGAGCGUAUUAUUCGGUGUUCUCGUUGAUUUUUCAGUACACGUUGCCAAUCAUCAUUGUUUCGGUGGCGUACAUCCGAAUCUCGUACAAGCUGCGCUACAGAUUCGCGUCCGGCUUCGUGACCGCCAACGACAACUCGCAGCAGAAGCGCAGAGAGCUGCGCGGGCGCAAGCUGCAGCGCACCAACCUGCUGCUCGGCUCGAUCGCCGUCAUAUUCUGCGUCAGCUGGAUACCGCUCAACAUGUACAACGUCAUCGCCGACUUCUCAUCCAACAACGACUUCUCCAGCCAGUCCAUGAUGGUCUAUUACGCCGUCUGCCACAUGAUGGGCAUGUCGUCGGCCUGCUCCAACCCCAUCCUGUACGGGUGUCUGAACGAGAACUUCUGGAAGGAGUUCAAGGACAUUUUGUGCGUCAAAGGCAAGCCGGAGUUCGGCACGGAGUCGCAGACGUUGGCGCUGACCAAACAGGCCAACGUGUCGAGGCGGAACAAGCCGGACUUGGUGACGGUGACGACCGAUUAUCAGCCGUGCCAAACCGCCACCACCGAACUGUCUAUGUUUACUAAAUGUUAAAUUAUUAAUUUGAAAGAACAGGGUAAUUAGUGUGAUAAGCCUUUAAUAAUAUCAUGUAUAUGUUUAUGUAUAUAAAUUAUAUGUUUGCACUGUAUUUGUAUCCACAUAUGUUUAUAUAAUAAUAUAUAAAUAAUCUCUGAGCAAUAACAUCGGAGAGUCCACGAUGUUAAUGCUUCAGAUUGAAAUUAUUUAUUUAUAAAAUAGUGUACUGAGACUUUUAUACAUAUUUUUUAUGGCCUAUAUGUUUAUAAGAUGUAUAAGUGUUUUUUAUAAGAUGUAUAUAUGUGUUAGUAAAUAAUUUUUUAUAUAA
Molecule: messenger RNA, 1855 nt
Organism: Aethina tumida (small hive beetle)
Lineage: Eukaryota; Metazoa; Arthropoda; Insecta; Coleoptera; Nitidulidae
Gene: NPFR
Product: neuropeptide F receptor
Exons: 5
Coding region: 328-1545 (405 amino acids)
Biological process (GO): G protein-coupled receptor signaling pathway
Cellular component (GO): membrane
Molecular function (GO): neuropeptide Y receptor activity
Source: RefSeq, a predicted model, not a curated record